AUGGACCACAGUUCGGUCCUGGCUCUGCUGCUCCUUCUGGGGACGUGUUCGGCUUACACCUAUCAGAACGUGGCCCUGCGUGGAAAAGCGACCCAGUCGGACCGCCGCGUGGACGCGCUGGGAGCUGCGUACAACGCCAUCGAUGGAAAUCGCGAAUCAAACUACUUGGCUGGAUCCUGCACCCACACGGUGGAACAGAGCAACCCCUGGUGGAGAGUGGACCUGCUGCAGACCUACACCGUCACCUCCGUCAUCGUCACCAACAGAGGAGACUGCUGCGACGACAGGCUCGAUGGGGCGGAGGUUCACAUCGGCAACUCUUUACAGGACAACGGUGCUGCAAACCCAGUGGUCGGUGUGAUUCCUCACAUCCCAGCGGGCAGGUCUUUAAAACUCACUUUUACCAGACGUGUGGAGGGACGUCAUGUGACCGUGGUGCUACCCGGUUUAAACAGAGUCCUGACGCUCUGUGAAGUCGAGGUCUACGGGUACCGCGCCCCGACCGGAGAAAACCUGGCCCACCAAGGGAAAGCGACACAGUCGUCACUUCAUUCUUCCGGCAAUGCGAUCAACGCCAUAGAUGGGAACCGUGCGUCCUACUGGAACCAGGCUUCUUGUACUCACACGAAGGCCGACUUAAACCCCUGGUGGCGACUGGACCUGGGCACAACCCACAGAGUGUUUUCUGUCAACAUAACCAACACUAUAGAUUCUGUGCCGCAACGACUCAACGGAGCCGAGAUCCUGAUUGGAGAUUCGCUUGAAAACAAUGGCAACAACAACCCCAGGUGUGCCGUGAUCUCGAGCAUCCCCGGAGGUUUCACGGAAGACUUCCAGUGUAACGGGAUGGACGGUCGCUACGUCAACGUCGUCAUUCCUGGAAGGAGCGAGUACCUGACCCUGUGUGAGGUGGAGGUGUACGGCUCCAGGCUGGAUUAG
Cyclopterus lumpus (lumpfish) is the source of this 939-nucleotide messenger RNA. RefSeq lists its product as uncharacterized. NCBI's taxonomy places the organism in Eukaryota, Metazoa, Chordata, Actinopteri, Perciformes, Cyclopteridae. The coding region runs from base 1 to 939 and encodes 312 amino acids. The transcript is spliced from 5 exons. The record is from RefSeq and is a predicted model, not a curated record.